This is a messenger RNA of Bacidia gigantensis, 897 nucleotides long. RefSeq lists its product as uncharacterized. The transcript has 2 exons. Bases 1 to 897 code for a protein of 298 amino acids. Lineage: Eukaryota; Fungi; Ascomycota; Lecanoromycetes; Lecanorales; Ramalinaceae. The record is from RefSeq and is a predicted model, not a curated record.
AUGCAAUAUCUUAGCUCGCCGACACGCAAAGAGCUUGAUCGGGCUCAUGCUGCUGGGAAGUGGCUGGAUAUUGGUGCUCCGACGCUAAAGAAUCUUCUAUUCAUCAAACCACGACGAUCUAUGACUUGGUUGAGUCUCGCCUUGAGCUCCAUACCUUUGGCCAUUUUGUACAAUUCCACAAUCUUCACUUCUUUUGAGUCAAACGAUUAUAGCGUGGCUGUUGUCAGCAAAGACUUCUUUUCGGGCGGAAGUUUUGAUCAGAAUGGAACACACUAUCGAGCGAAAGAUGGCCCGAAAGAGGGCCCGGCCUUGCGAAGCCUUGUCACCCCGGCAAUACGUUUUGACAACUCGACUUUUGGCAUGCCUUCAUGGGCUUACAAGGAGUAUGUCGCCGACUUCAUUAGUGAAUUGCAGAGUUCGCCAGAUAAGUUACAGCAUCUAUCAAAUAAAGACUGUAUCAACACAUACUCCACAAGGAUGUUGACUGGACAUCGGAAUUUAUUUGCGGUUACUAGUGGUAAAAGAUUCUCAGUAGAAGGUCUCGACAACAACGUCACGAGUGGAAGCCUGCUCUACACUGAUCAGAUUUCAACGAAUGAAUACAUCAACAGCUACCCACCUCAUUAUGAGCCUUUCGAUUACUUGUGCUCAGGGCUUCCUGGGUACAUCAAUGGGACCUUGAAAAGAUGCACGCCCGACAAUAACAGUCCCGACACCUGGAAUCUAUUCGGCUUUGACAUUGAGCAUUGCCGCAGCGAGGUGGUUGCUGAACACUGUCGAUUGUUUUUCAACAGAACAUUCUCGAUUACAAUCAUUAUAUGCAAUGUUGUGAAGGUAGGCUGUAUGAUAUAUGCAGCAGCCUAUCUAAGAGACGAAAUGCUUUGUACGCAAGGGUGA